Messenger RNA from Coregonus clupeaformis (lake whitefish), 4541 nucleotides. Its product is annotated as growth hormone receptor. Gene Ontology annotation, molecular function: hormone activity. Gene Ontology annotation, cellular component: extracellular region. Lineage: Eukaryota; Metazoa; Chordata; Actinopteri; Salmoniformes; Salmonidae. The record is from RefSeq and is a predicted model, not a curated record.
AUUAACAUAACAUUAACACAUUUAUAAAACACACUGCUUGUUAUCUCUAGAAAUUCAGACGUUUUCAAAUGUAUCUCACCCUCUUGAUUUCGCGGAUGAGUUUGGUGAAUAUUUGCCGAACGGGGGCGCUUAUUCUCGGGUUUGACUGUUGAGAGAGCCCGGAGCUGUGAAAGGAGAACACACUGUACCUCUGAAUCCCUGUCGUACUUUAUCCCAGACGAAAUAAUCUGGUCAUAUAGAGGAAUCAAUCAAAAUAAUCGCUGUUAGUAGUGAUCACUCAUAGCUUGAAGUAUGGUAAUGUUAACAUUGGAAUUGUUUGAUUUAGGCUACAUCGUAUGUUGAGGGGUAGGCUGCAUCGUGGAGUUAAAAGGCGGACCAGUUGUGCCUGUCCUGGUUCUGUCAGAUGAACAAGUCGUAAGAAGUCGACACUCACGCAUUUUUCCAGCUGACAACAUAGUAUUAGCAAAGGGAAGCCCCCCGUCAUGGUGUCUCCAUCCUUCCUCCUCCUCUUCCCCUCCCUGGGUUGGUUGUCUGCUGUGACAUCAUCAGAUCCCUUCGUCCAUGCUCCUCAUUUCACUGGGUGUAGGUCCAGGGAGCAGGUGACGUUUAGCUGUUGGUGGAGCACCGGAAGCUUCCAGAAUCUCACGGAACCCGGAGCGCUGCAAAUGUUCUACUGGAAGAAAAAUGAUUUGACGAAAGAAUGGAGGGAAUGCCCUGACUACUCCUCCUCUGUGAAAAAUGAAUGUUUCUUCAAUAAGAACAACACAGUGAUCUGGACGACCUACUGUGUACGACUCAGCUCUAAAAGCCAGAACAUCACCUACGAUGAAUUGUGCUUCGAAUUGCAGGACAUUGUGCACCCUGACCCCCCGGUGGCCCUGAACUGGACGCUGCUGAACGUCAGCCGGUCAGGCCUGAACUAUGACAUCAUGGCGAGCUGGGAACCCCCGCCCUCGGCCGACGUAUCUGUUGGAUGGUUGACACUGGUGUAUGAACUCCAGUACAGGAGAAGGAACAGCUCACACUGGAAAGUGUUGGAACAUGAGUUUGGCACCCAGAAGUCAAUCUACGGCCUUAGUACAGGAGAGGAGUAUGAGGUGCGCGUGCACUGCGCAAUGAGGGCCUUCAAUAAAUUUGGGGAGUUCAGUGAUGCCAUCUUUGUUCACGUGUCAGAGAUUCCCAGUAAAGAGUCCACGUUCACUGUGACUCUGGUCCUGAUCUUCGGGGCUGUGGGCCUGGCCAUUCUGCUCAUGCUCAUCAUCUUCUCUCAGCAGCAGAGACUGAUGGUGAUUCUGCUGCCUCCUGUCCCUGCACCCAAAAUCAAAGGGAUAGACCCAGAACUGCUCAAGAAGGGAAAGCUGGAUGAGCUGAACUUCCUCCUGAGUGUUGGUGGUAUGGGGGGUCUCCACCCCUACCCCCCUGACCUUUACCAGGACGAGUCCUGGGUGGAGUUCAUCGAGCUGGACGCAGACGAGCCUGAGCCUGGGGAGAAGGAGGACAACCAGAGACUGCUGGGCCUGGGGAGAAACAACCACCACACAAACCAUGGCUGCUCUCAUGCCCUCAGUAUCCCUGAUAAUGACUAUGAUCCAGAGCUGCCUGACCAGGAGACCCUGAUGUUGAUGGCUGCCCUCCUGUCCAGCCAACCUGACAAAGUUGAACCCUGCCUGGGAAACCGGAGGAGACACUCAGCCCUAGAGGUGCUGGAGGUCCCAUACCCAGGGCUCCAAGCUCCAGGCUUAGCUCCAGAGGGAGGGGAGAGGCCCCUGGUCCAGACCCAGCUGGGAGGCCCUCAUAGCUGGGUAAACAUAAACUUCUAUGCCCAGGUCAGCGAUGUAAUGCCCACCGGAGGGGUGGUGCUCUCCCCAGGCCAACAGGUCAGAGCCCCGGAGAACGCUCCAACAACAGAGGAGGAUAAGAAGAAGAAGGGGAAAAUGGAGGGAGGAGAGGAGGAGAGUGAGGGGGAGGAGGAGGAGAGGAGAAAUAAGAAGUUGCGGUCUCAGCUGCUGGUGGUGGAUCCUGAGGCUGGAGGCUACACGACAGAGAGCAGUGGCCGGCAAAUCAGCACCCCUGACCCCUCCUCACCUAGGGAGGUCUACCACACCUUCCCCCCACCUCCCCCCUAUCUCCUGCAUACCACCCCCCUAGGGGACUACCAGUCCCCGUACAUCCUUCCCGACUCCCCUGCUCAGUUCCUCCCCCCUGUUUUGGACUACACUGUGGUUCAGGAUGUUGACUCCCAGCAUAGCCUUCUCCUCAACCCCAUCCCCCAGAGGUCCCCCUCCUGCACCCCACAACCCCCCUUCAAGCCCCUGCCCACCAUGCCUAUAGGGUACCUCACCCCGGACCUGUUAGGCAACAUCUUGCCUUAAAGAAAAAAACACCUCGCAGGAGCCUUGGGGCAUAGAGGUCAGAGUUCACACGCCAGGAAGUCAGUAAUCAUCCCAGACAGGCAGUCUUGUUCUACCUGAUCACCGCUGGAAACCAAAUAUGUCAUGGGACAGACAGGCACAACGUUUGUUUGAGAGGGUGAUGGAAGGGAAGCUGGGAAAGAGAAAUGUUUAGAUGUUGUGUUUGGAUUUUACAUGAGUGAGACUGGAACUUGAGGAGAGAGUAAAUUGGCCUUUCUGGUUUAACAGAGCUUAAAUUAAGACUUGUGUUGAACAAAUCUUACUGUGGUCUGUCUGACUAAGACUGAGACACCCAAAAACCCACAGUCGGAAACCUUUAAAUGCACAGAUUUCUAAUAUAACGUUACACAGAGAUACACUUGGGCACCACACAUACGCAGACAGACAAGCUCAGACAUGAUUCUAGUUGUAUGUUUUCUGAUACUUAAAUGUAUCUAGCAUUUGACUGAUGAAGUGCUAUGUAAACAUUUGCCUUGCAGACACACCCAGUCCCACCUUAAUGUUUCCUACUUUGAUCUAUUAUAGAAAUGUCAGAGAAAAGUGAGUAAAGAAACAAGUUCAUAUAUAUCAUAUAACUUACAGUAUAGAUGUUUAAUACUGUAGCAUAUUGGUUUAAGUCUUAACUGUAAUGUAGAUGGAUCAAGUAACAUAAUGUAAAGGAGGAUAACAAGCACAUUUAUACAAUCACACACACACACACACACACACACACACACACUUUAACAUCAUUGUUAUGGCCUCAUUAAUUGACAGAACACUUGAGUGUGCUGUUUGUCAAACUUACCGCUACAACGAGCACAGAGUGACCAUUAGUGACUAUCGUUGUUCAUUUAGCACUCUCAUUAUUUUGCUAAAUGGCAUAUUUUCAUGCUUAUAUUUCGCUUUGAAUUCUUGCAGCAGUCAUCUAAUAGUUACCAGACUGAGGUCACAGUAUUUAACACUGCCAUUAGACAUCUUGUCUGCACUCAAUGUGACAACUCAGACUCUGCUUACCAUAAUAAAUGGAGAAGAAGACAGAGUGUAAUGAGACAUUAACAAGCACAGAGUAGAUUCUCACAAUACAGGAAAGACUGCUUUUAUAUGUUCUACUUACUUUGCAUUCAUUUUAAUUGCAGGGACAAUGACUGAAAAUGUAUAAAGAGGUAGUUCGAAUAUUUUUCUGUUUCUCUCUCUUGUUCUCAAUGUAGUUGCAAUGCCAAUGUUAAUGUGCUCUCGCUUUAUGAUAGUGAAAUUUGCCUCUUUUUAUGUAGUGAAACGUACUUAGACGCUCAGGGUUUUCUAUAUGUACCCAACCUUGCAAACAUGCCCAAGCAAGCACACACACACACACACAAGCACACACACACACCAUCUCAAUUGAAAAUACACUCUGUAGAUACAGUAGAUUAUACAUGUAUCAUCAGAAGAAAGAUAAUCUUCAUCCCAAAGAGAAACCAUCAGAUCUAGUGGUUGUGUGAGGAGCUAUGUGUUUGGUGUUAUAAUCAUAAUUGUUCAUAGGCAAUGAACGCUUUAAAGGUGAAUGUGAACUGUUCAGGGCCAUCAUUAUUGGAGAAUUUUGUCUCUGUGUAUGACUGUGGGAUCCUCUCAGAUCCAUUUAGUGUAUACACUCUUAGAAAAAAGGGUUCCAAAAGGGUUCUUCGCCUGUCCCCAUAGGAAAACCCUUUUGGGUUCCAUGUAGAACCCUCCGUGGAAAGGGUUAUAAAUUGAACCCAAAAGGGUUCUACUUGUAACCAAAAAUGGUCCUUCAAAAAAGGUGCUACCUAGAACCUAAAAGGGUUCUUCUGCUGUCCCCAUACAGCAGAAUAACCCUUUUAAGUUCUAGGUAGCACCUUUUUUUCUAAGAGUGUACAAACUGCAUCGCAAGAACUGAAAGCCUAUCUUUAAGUGCAGGAAAUCUGUUAUUAUUUUGUGGUGUUCACUACAGGUGCUCUUAACCUUAGCAGGGCUUUCUCCCAAGUACAACAGCAUAGCAUGAGCUAUUUUAGAUAGAGGCUGUGAUUCACAGUCCUUGUCAAUCAAACCUUGAGACCAGGUUUCUAAGGUAAAUAUGAAACAUUCAGUAUAUUAUGCCGGUACAGCAAGAAUGUUCAGUUCAGAGUUCAAUAUGGACAAUAUCAAUGUUCAGUUGUC